Messenger RNA from Eurypyga helias (sunbittern), 1483 nucleotides. It is a transcript of the gene DRC1, whose product is annotated as dynein regulatory complex subunit 1. Lineage: Eukaryota; Metazoa; Chordata; Aves; Eurypygiformes; Eurypygidae. Gene Ontology annotation, cellular component: axonemal dynein complex; axoneme. The record is from RefSeq and is a predicted model, not a curated record. Gene Ontology annotation, biological process: regulation of cilium movement; axonemal dynein complex assembly; cilium-dependent cell motility.
GGAGGCUUUUGGAGAAGAUGUGGAAGCAAAAGUGGCUGAGGAGGAAGAAGAACAGAGAAGGAGCUACAGGCAGAUUGAGGAAAGCAGGGAGAAGCUGGCCAAGCUGCUGUUUGAUGGCACGCAGUUGGUGACAAAUAUCCAGGUGGCUGCUGACCUGAGGGAAACACAGAGGAGGGCAGAGGAGGCAGAGCUGAAGUUGCGGAGGGUGGAGAAGCUGGAGAAUGAAGUCAAAUCUAGCGCAUACAAGUUUGAGGAGAUCACCUCCAAGUGGGCCUUGGCCAAGGAGAUGACGAUCCCUCGAAACCAACAGCAGCAGCAAUGCACGCUGCUUCUGGAGGAGAAGAACAAGCUCAUCGAUGAACUGCAGCAGGAGCUGAAAAACAAAGAUGAGCAAUACGUGCAGGCCAUUAAGAAGCAGUCGGAUGAUAUCUACCUGCUUUUGGAGAGAAUGGAAGAACAGAUCAGGAUCAUGCUGAAAACUUACCGUCACAAACUCCUACAGAUUGAGAAAGCUUUUGAACUUGAACGGCGAGAGCUGCUGGACAACAACAGGAAGAAGUGGGAAGAAGCCAUCCAAGUCCACGAUGCGCAGGAGCUGGAAUACCUGCACGCCCGCAUGAGGAAGGUGGAAGAGUUUGAGAAACAUCUGAAUCAGCUGCGGGUGCAGGAUGAGGAGGAGUGUAACAGCAUGGAGAUCCAGCUGGAGAAUGAUGUGCAGAACCUGGAGAGGCACCUCCAGCAGACGAAAGCCAUCUACCAGCUGAACCAGGAGAAGCUGGAGUACAACCUUCAGGUGCUUAAGGAGCAGGAUGAGGAGAACACGAUCAUCAGAUCCCAGCAGAAGAAGAAGCUCAACUGGCUCCACAGCUUGCUCAAAAACCUGAGAACAAAACUGGCCAACCAAGAGAAGCACUUCAGAGAGGAGAACCAGAGCCUGGCAGCCGACUGCGAGCACAUCACGGAGCAGUGCAAGGAGGUGCAGAGGAGGAUGAGGCGCUUUGCUGUCAGCAAUGCUGAGAAGUUCACGGAGGUCUGGCUUAUGAACGAGGAGGAAGCCAAAGGGCUGAUGCGGAAAGCCCUGGAUGCAGAUCGCAUCAUUCACACCCAGCAACUGGGGCUGCCCUGGGAAGAGCCUCAUUACUGGUUCCUGGACAACGUCGGCCCCCUCGGGCAUUACAAGGCAAAGAGGAUGGCGACCAAACUGGCUGCGGAGGUCCUGACAGAGGGCAGCUCUGGGGGGCAGGAGGAGGAAGGGAGAGAGAGGGAGAAGGGAGAAGUGGGCAGUGAAGGAAGAAAAGAAAACACAGCAAAGGUUGGGGAUAGAGUCCCACCUCUGCGAAGUAUCUCCAAGACGACUGCCAAGAGGAUCCUGGAGCUCCUGAGUGACGAGUCGGGUUUCUUCGUUGAGAGCAGGCUGCUGAAGCCCCUGUGCGCGGUGGGGAGGCACGAGCGCACCCUCAUGAAGCUUCACUCCGUCUUUGCG